Hemiscyllium ocellatum (epaulette shark) is the source of this 2684-nucleotide messenger RNA. RefSeq names its product WD repeat containing, antisense to TP73 (gene wrap73). Lineage: Eukaryota; Metazoa; Chordata; Chondrichthyes; Orectolobiformes; Hemiscylliidae. Gene Ontology annotation, cellular component: mitotic spindle; MWP complex; microtubule organizing center. Gene Ontology annotation, molecular function: protein binding. The coding region runs from base 477 to 1826 and encodes 449 amino acids. The record is from RefSeq and is a predicted model, not a curated record. The transcript is spliced from 12 exons. Gene Ontology annotation, biological process: protein localization to mitotic spindle pole body; microtubule anchoring at mitotic spindle pole body; mitotic sister chromatid segregation.
UCCCUUUACUUGACGGUUGUCGGGAACUUGAAGAACGUUAUGGAGUUAGAUGGUUUGGUCUAGUCCAACCAAACGGGACAGAGUGAGGUGGUAGGACCCGGUGUGUGGAGGGGCCGAAGGGACAGAGUGAGGUGGUAGGACCCGGUGUGUGGAGGGGCCGAAGGGACAGAGUGAGGUGGUAGGGCCCGGUGUGUGGAGGGGCCGAAGGGACAGAGUGAGGUGGUAGGGCCCGGUGUGUGGAGGGGCCGAAGGGACAGAGUGAGGUGGGAGGGCCCGGUGUGUGGAGGGGCCGAAGGGACAGAGUGAGGUGGGAGGGCCCGGUGUGUGGAGGGGCCGAGGGACAGAGUGAGGUGGGAGGGCCCGGUGUGUGGAGGGGCCGAAGGGACAGAGUGAGGUGGGAGGGCCCGGUGUGUGGAGGGGCCGAAGGGACAGAGUGAGGUGGGAGGGCCCGGUGAAGGGAAGCCGAGGUGGUUGUGAUGAAUUUCUCCGAGCUGUUCAAACAGUCGAAUCAACUGUGCAGACUGUCGCCUGAUGGGAGAUAUUCGGCUGUUUGUGUCCAAUACCGACUCGUAAUUCGUGAUGCGCGCACCUUGCAGGUCCUGCACCUGUACACAUGUUUGGACCAGAUUCAGUAUGUUGAAUGGUCUGCUGACUCUCUUUUCAUCUUGUGUGCCAUGUACAAGCGUGGACUUGUGCAGGUCUGGUCCUUGGAACAGCCUGAUUGGCACUGCAAGAUUGAUGAAGGAUCAGCUGGGUUAGUGGCCUCGCGCUGGAGUCCAGAUGGACGUCACAUUCUCAAUACUACAGAGUUCCAUCUGAGAAUCACUGUCUGGUCAUUGUGCACAAAAUCAGUAUCUUAUAUAAAGUAUCCCAAGACCUGUCAGCAUGGGAUGGAUUUCACCAAAAAUGGGCACUACAUGGCGCUGGCAGAGAGACGAGACUGCAAGGAUCAUAUCAGUAUCUUUGUGUGCAGUGAGUGGCAGCUGCUGCGGCAUUUUGAGACUGAGACCCAAGAUCUGGCUGGUAUCGAGUGGUCACCCAACAGCUGUGUGCUGGCAGUGUGGGAUUCUUGUUUGGAGUAUAAAAUUCUCCUUUAUUCGCUGGAUGGACGUCUACUGUCCACCUACAGUGCAUAUGAGUGGUCUCUAGGUGUGAAAUCUGUUGCCUGGAGUCCAAGCAGCCAACUUUUAGCCAUUGGGAGUUAUGACGAAAAGGUAAGAAUGCUCAACCAUGUGACAUGGGGGAAGCUUGCGGAAUUGGAACAUCUCCCAACCAUCAGAAAUCCGAAAAGUGUUAUCUAUAAGGAAGUAGAAAACCGCCAACGUCAGAAUGGUGAUGAUUUGUCUUUUCCUCCAAUUCUAACAGACAAAAGUUCUUUAUUUAGUUCAGAGAGUAAAUAUGAGAUUUGCCAGCCUCCAGUUGAGCUGCUUGUCGUAAAGCCUGAUGCAGAUCGAGCAAAUCCUAAAUUGGGUGUUGGGAUGUUGGCCUUCAGUCCUGACAAUCGUUUCUUGGCAACCAGAAAUGAUAAUAUGCCAAACACAGUAUGGAUAUGGGAUGUUCAAAAGUUGAAGCAGUAUGUAGUUUUGGAACAACUGUCUGCAGUGAAAUCCUUCCAGUGGGAUCCAUGCAGGGCCCGUCUUGCUAUCUGUACGGGCAGCAAUAAAGUGUACCUUUGGUCUCCAGCCGGGUGCUUGACUGUGCAAAUUCCAGCUGAAGGUAGUUUCCAAGUUUUGUCAUUGCACUGGCAUCCCAAUGGAGAGUCUAUAAUGCUACUGAGUAAAGAUCAAAUGUGUGUUUGUUAUUUAGAUACUGCAGAUGAAAGUUAAACAUAUUACCUACCUCUAGAGUUUGAGGGAUCAAGUACGCCAGUGUCUGACUGUAAUAUGAAAGAUACAACCACUAUUCAUUCCUGUUGAUGAUAAGCAAGCAUUGUAGGCCAACUGCAGCAAUAUCAAAUACUGAAGUGCUUUUCCUAUCGUAUAGAAAUGUGAAAACGAAUUUGAAAAAUUUUACUUUCACAGUCAUUAAGUGGAACAAUUCAGUAACAAAAUCAAUUUUACAAAAAUGUGCUCAGGUUUUAUUCUAUAGAAUUUUUUUAUUGAUUCUUUAUUGAAGUACUCUGUUUUUGGAAAUAUUUUAAUACUCCUGUCUGUUCAGUUCCUUGUAAUUGAUCCACGCUUCCUACAAUUAAGAUACAUCUGAGAAAUUACUUUUGGAAAAGUGUCCAGCCACCCAUGUUUUGAGCUAGAGGGAUAGAACCAGAGGUAGUUUACAAAAAUAUUUGAAGUUCUAUAUAUAGUUGCCUCUAAAUUUUGCUGUGUUCAACAUCUUGACAUGCAAUUAAGUGAAGAUUUUUAAAAGUUCUCAAACACCUCUUCAAAAGUAUUUCAUUAGUCAUACUUUGGAACGUCGCAUACAAAUGGCAGGCAUUGUAUGAAUGUGUUACUUAAGAUGACAUGAUUCCAGGAGUAUUAUUUGAAGUUUCAUAUAAUUUUAUCAAAAUCUAAGAGGUAAUUAUUAUUUUUUUCUGUUGCUGCUCUGUGCAUUUGUUUGCACAAAAUCUGUGGCUAUCCAACACUUAACAGUGGAAAAUUCUAUUAGCAACAUCAUUGGAUCUGUUGCUGUGAAAUUUUAUAAUGUUAAUUGCACAAUUAAUUUGUUUAUUAUUGCAAAAACAUUGACAC